CGAGACCUCAAGCACAUCGAGGACACGGCAACGCGCAUCGAGAUGAAAAAGGCCAUCCGACGCGAGCAGUGCCGCACCAACCAGGCUCGCUACCGCAACAGGCAGCGUGUUCGACAAGGCCAGCUCCAGCACAAGGUGCAGCAGCUGCAAGAGGAGCUGCAGGGUCUCCGCCUCAAGCGACAACGGCUGCGUCUGAGUGAGAAGACCAACCGCAGUCCGUGGGCCAUUGUGAGCGAAGUCUUCCGGCUGCUGGAGACCAGCUUCCGGUCGCCGUGGCGCAUGACGAGCGUCGAUGAGAUGAUGAAGCACGCCGAGACGCAGCAGAGCCUCAUUCUGCUGCGGAAGUCCUUCGCACACGACGUGUCCAUGGGCAGCGGAAGUGGUGUGGACGCACUGUUGGAGCAGCUCCGCCGCUACGCGCUGUACUUCAGCGACCCGCAGAUCCAGCUCAAGCGCGUGGAGUCCGUGGUUCCUGGCGUGUUGAUGGCCUCGGCUCGACUGAGUGUGACGGUGUCUGAGUUCACUCUCCGUAGUCUGUUCCCGCAUCUCGAGAAGACCAACAGUAGCGACACUUAUGUUGCGGUCGACGAGCACCGAGCGUUGCGCGAGAAGCUGCUCGGUCAGCGGCUGAGAUGCCGCUGCGAGAUGACGUUCCUCUUGGACGAGGAGAGCGGUCGAGUGGUGCGUGUGGAGACGAGCAUCAAUUUGGUGGAGUCGUUGUUCCAGACACUGGAGAGCGCUGGAGAUGUUGCGGAUGUGCUGACCCAGGCACUCGUAACCCCGGAGUGUGUGGUAGGCUACUUGAUCGAA
This is a messenger RNA of Phytophthora sojae, 810 nucleotides long. RefSeq lists its product as hypothetical. The transcript has a single exon. The annotation marks the transcript as partial. The record is from RefSeq and is a predicted model, not a curated record. Lineage: Eukaryota; Oomycota; Peronosporomycetes; Peronosporales; Peronosporaceae.